Tigriopus californicus is the source of this 1890-nucleotide messenger RNA. Its product is annotated as beta-hexosaminidase subunit alpha-like. Gene Ontology annotation, cellular component: membrane. Gene Ontology annotation, biological process: ganglioside catabolic process; glycosaminoglycan metabolic process; carbohydrate metabolic process. The record is from RefSeq and is a predicted model, not a curated record. The coding region runs from base 41 to 1714 and encodes 557 amino acids. The transcript is spliced from 9 exons. Gene Ontology annotation, molecular function: beta-N-acetylhexosaminidase activity. Lineage: Eukaryota; Metazoa; Arthropoda; Copepoda; Harpacticoida; Harpacticidae.
GUAGAUUUGGGUUAUUCAGUCGACAAACGAGUUUCUCGCCAUGAGCACCUCCAGGUUCUUAAGUGUUUCCCUUUUACUUUUGGGUACUGUGAGUGCCGAAGAAAAACUGAGUAAUUUUGCGCCUGCACCAUAUCGUGCAGGCCCUUGGGUGCUUUCUACCCGGGGGGAAAUUUGGCCCAAGCCACAAAUCCAACAGUCCUCAUCGUCCUUCUUCUCCAUAAACCCGGACACCUUUCAGUUCAAACUGGGUCCCGAGUUGAUUGAAUGCGAGAUUGUUCAAACGGCAUUGCCCCGCUUUUUUGAGCGUGUCUUUCCUAAGUUUUCCACCAAUUCCCGGACGCCCAAACAGGAAUUGACCAAUGCCAUCGAUCAGGAAUAUUUGGGCGGGUUGGACCAUGUCCGAGUGGAAUUGGUGGGCACGAGAGCCAAUUGUGAAACCCAUCCCUAUUUUGGCAUGAUUGAGUCUUAUAAUAUCACUAUUGGAGGUGGUGACAAGAACGUCAUCACAUCUGAGUCUGUGUGGGGUUUGUUGAAGGGGUUGGAAUCAUUUUCACAAUUGGUAUACUCCUCCUCCUUUCCCUCUCAAAUCAACGAAACAACCAUUCAAGAUUAUCCUCGAUUUCCCCAUCGAGGUUUUAUGGUCGAUUCCUCGCGACACUUCCUUCAGAUGAAAAUGCUGAAGCAAACAUUGGACAUUCUGGAGAUGAAUAAGAUCAACGUGUUCCAUUGGCAUCUUGUGGAUGAUCAGUCAUUUCCCUACCAGAGCAUGAAAUUUCCCAAUCUUAGUCUCCUUGGAGCAUAUCAACCAUACACCCAUACGUAUUCACCAACGGAUGUGGAGGAAAUCAUUGAGUUUGCCCGACUCAGGGGAAUACGCGUGAUCCCGGAAUUUGACACGCCCGGGCACACCCAGUCGUGGGAACUCGGUCAACCGGGUGUUUUGACUCAAUGCUACACCGAUGAUGGGCACCCGGAUGGCUCCAAAGGGCCCAUGGAUCCCUCGAAUGAGUCUCUUUUUGACUUCUUGACCGACUUGUUCCAAGAGUUGUCCGCUGUUUUCCCCGACAAUUACGUGCACUUGGGAGGUGAUGAAGUGGACACGUCUUGCUGGGAGAGCAAUCCACACAUCACGGAGUUUAUGGCACAUUUGAACAUCACCGGGGAGUAUCGGAAGUUAGAAUCCUAUCACGUGGAACGAGUGUUAGGAAUUGUGGAUCACUUGGCCAAGAAGAGUACUCCGAUUGUUUGGGAGGAAGUGUUUGAUAAUGGUGACAAUAUUUCCAAAGACACUUUGGUGCACGUGUGGAAAGACGGGUGGCAAGACACAAUGAAAAAGGCCACCAAGGCCGGCUUUCGCGUUCUAUUGUCGAGCCCCUUUUACUUGAAUCGCAUUGCGUACGGCACUGAUUGGGUGGAUAUGUACAAAGUUGAGCCUCUAGAUUUCGAUGGAAGUGCCAAUGAGGAGGCCUUGGUCCAAGGCGGAGAGGCUUGUAUUUGGGGUGAGUGGGUGGAUUCGGUGAACUUGGUGACCCGAGCCUGGCCUAGAGGUUGUGCGUUUGCCGAGCGAUUCUGGUCGGAUUCCUCCGUCAAGGAUGAGGCAAAGGCUGCGCCCAGAUUGCAAGAGCAAGAGUGUCGAAUGCUUCAACGCGGAUAUCGAGUCAAUCCGAUUGUGGGGCCCAACUUUUGUCCAGUGGAUUGGGAUAGCAUUCUGUGAUUUUAGUAUGCUUUGCUGCUAAGCAUAUGACGGAUUUUGUAACCAAUAAACAACGAAUUUGAUUCCAUGCCAAUGUCUGUCUGAUGGAUGAUGAAUAUUGAUUGUCAUGUCUGGAUGUGUAAAAACAACACAAAACAUGACUUUGUCAAGAACAAAAAUAAAACAUUUAUGUAGUA